AUGGCCAAGCAAAUUAAAGUUUCUGCUGCUCCCAAUUUAGCCUCCGCUUAUGACCUAGUUUUGGCUGAUUUAUUUACUAAAUUAACCAAGUUAAAAGAAGGAGUGAUUAAGUUAGGACCAUUAGGAACUCUCCACAAAAAACAACGCAUAAUGCAUAGUGCCUUAAAUGGUCGGACUUAUGCUUACUAUCAGGUCGAUAAAGAAAAUAAAUAUUUGAAACUAUUGCCUGUCAUCGGUGGAGGUGCUUAUGCUCUCAACUUUGAAUCUAAUCCGCAAAAUCAACCCAAUAAUCAGUCUUCGGGACUAAUGCAACUAGUCGGAGCGGUUUUACCCGCUUUACUCGAACAUUUUACUGGACAAAAGAUGACCGCGGGUGGUCCAGGUCCAGAGAUGCAAUUAGUUUUCUCCCAAAUCCUCAGUAUCCAACAGCAAAUUUUAACUAAUCAACAAGCCUUUAACCAAAGACUAAUUGCCUUAGAAAGUAGUGCUUCCCAGCAACUAACUAACCUUUCUCAGCAAGUCCAAAGCAUCAAAUCCAUUCGUCUCUCCCAAGAGAAAAAACAAAUUGACUUCAAUUUACAGCAAGAAAAUCCAGAAUAA
This is a messenger RNA of Paraglomus occultum, 600 nucleotides long. The record is from the annotation of a GenBank genome assembly. NCBI's taxonomy places the organism in Eukaryota, Fungi, Glomeromycota, Glomeromycetes, Paraglomerales, Paraglomeraceae.